This is a messenger RNA of Zophobas morio, 1263 nucleotides long. RefSeq lists its product as uncharacterized. The coding region runs from base 130 to 1263 and encodes 377 amino acids. The transcript is spliced from 12 exons. Lineage: Eukaryota; Metazoa; Arthropoda; Insecta; Coleoptera; Tenebrionidae. The record is from RefSeq and is a predicted model, not a curated record.
AAAUAAUUGAUGGACACUGGUUCUUAAGACAUUACAACUUUAGAGAAGUUUAUGGCCAGUUCCGAUUAAGAUAGAAAAGAUUUUCUACCUUCGGCUUCGAGUAAAGUCGGCUACUAAAUUUUGGUUACCAUGGCUAUGCACAAACUCUUUUUGGUCGUUUCUUUGUUUUUAGCUAUAGGAUGUUGCAACGAUAAUUUGGAGCUGGAUCAUACAAAUAAUUACAGAAAAAGUCUAAAUUGCUUUAAAUUAAAUUCGGUCUCUGAAGGGCAUCAAGAGCUAGAAGCCUUAACCUAUUCUAAACUUAUCAAAGCAAGUUCGUUUCAUUCCUUAAACCUAAGUGACUGUAACAUAUCUACUAUCAAGGGGAAAUCAUUUAUAGGUUUUAAAACGUUGAAGUGCUCAGAUUUAUCUAAUAAUUCAAUAACUUUGGUUUUUGGCAAAAACUUUCAUCUUUUAUCAAAUUUAAAAAGUGUUUUAAACAGUAGUGAACUUUUUAUGAUACCUGAAGAAGCAUUUAGCCAAUUGAUAGAGAAUUUGUAUUUGAGGUCGAACAGUAUAGACUAUAUCUGUAUUCGCUCUUUUAGCGGACUCCUUUCUAUUCGCCAAAUAGACUUAGUUAUUAAUCCCGUCGAUAGUCUCCCAUCUUUGACGUUUGAUUCUCGGACUUUAAAUAAAUUAAUCAGUAUAAUUGCUAAGGCAUUCUGUUGUUGUAUUACAACUCUACAUGAGAAAGUAGGACUUUUCGCAAAGUAUAAAACCUGCGAAAGUAAAGAAGUUGCUUGUACACAAUUUAUAAAGGGGUCUCCUGAAAAAAUUGAGAAGGUUACGGACAAAGGAAACGGUAGUAAUGAGAAUUUAACUGAAAUUAUUGAUAACUCUAUUAAAAGUCAUAUUAUACAUAACCAAAACGAAAAAGAGUCUGUAGGAGAUGAAGAGCCGCCCCGCUUCGCUAUACCUCUAACUUUGAUACUAAUUGUUAUCAUGUUUAUAACGGUUUUUGGAACCACUUUUCUUCUAAGAUGGGCGAAUUUUGGAGACGUUGCAAGUCCGGUUCUGGAUAACUUAUUGCUACAUCCGAUCGUUCUCACAACCCUAAAAGCUUGGAAGCUGUGGGAGAAAGGGGGAGUUUACUUGAAGGCGAGUUGCAAGGAGACGUCCACAGGUUUAAACACGUUAAAUCUUCAAAGACUGGAAAGAAGAGCCGCGUCGGUGAAAAAUGAACCCACGACCUUGGAUGUGCGCUUCGUUGCUCUCAACCGCUGA